AGGGAAUGCUAAUGCUGGCCGCUACUUCCUUCUUCCCAGCCGAGAUUGAUCAGAACUUAGUUCUGGAGAGCUUCCUUCCUUCCUCUUCUUCUGCGCCAGCAAUGGAUUCUCGCGCCGGGUCCUUCAAUCCUCACAAGCAUCUCAAAGAAGAAUUCGUCAGCAAUCUGACGGGAUCGUCCAUGCUGGAGAUCGCCGCCCUCUCCACCGUCGUCCCCGUCAUCGUGCUCCUGCGUCACUCGCUCGGCUCCCGCUCUCCGUCCGAUCUCAGUCACAAGGACGCUUCGUCAAAGAACAACCAUGACUCAUUAGUUUCUCCUAAGAGCUGGAGGGCUUACAUGGUGACUUUGACAAUGGAUUACCUAUGUAUUAUUGUCCCCAUGCUGUUAUCUUUCACUGUUCUAUCAGAGUGGACGUACUUGUCAACAAUUUUGUUAACAUUUUCUCUGUUUCUAUCUGCAGCAAUCAAAAGAUUUUAUUCUUCUCUUCCUUCAAGAGUGGCACCUGAUUCUUUGAGGACAGAUAUUUCAUUGUACAGGGUUUGCAUGAUGAUUGUGACUUGUUUGUGCAUCUUGGCUGUUGACUUUAGAAUAUUCCCGAGGAGAUACGCUAAAACUGAAACUUUUGGCACUGGAUUGAUGGAUCUUGGCGUUGGCUCAUUUGUGGUGGCAAAUGCUUUGGUAUCAAGACAAGCUCGGAAUAUUUCAUCUGUGAAUCUGAUGACGGCACUAAGAAAUACCAGUCCUCUAAUUGCUUUAGGAUUUGGACGGCUUGUUUCUACAGCUGGUGUAGAUUAUCAGGUUCAUGUUGGGGAGUACGGAGUACACUGGAAUUUUUUCUUCACCCUUGCUGCCGUCUCAUUGCUAACCUCUUUAAUAAACAUUUCUCCCAAGAAUUGCGGGAUACUAGGUUUCUCAAUUUUGAUAGGCUAUCAAAGUUGCCUCAUGCAGGGGUUAAACUCUUACCUAAUUUCCAGUGAAAGAGGUUCCAGCAUCAUUAGUCAGAAUAAGGAAGGAAUAUUCAGCAUUUUUGGAUAUUGGGGCAUGUACCUUGUUGGCGUUCAGUUAGGCAAUUAUCUCUUCUUUGGAAGCGAGACCUCUGCUACAAAGAAAGGCACAGAAUGGGCAAGAAGAAGGGUAUGGAUUGUUGCUCUGCUCUUCUGGUUAUUGACAAUAAUUCUGGACAGGCAUGUUGAACGUGUUUCACGUAGAAUGUGCAACCUGGCUUAUGUUACUCUUGUGUUGGCACAAAACUUCCAGGUAUUAGCCAUACUCAUGCUAUCUGAUUAUGUUGGUGGGAACAAAAGUACAGUUCUUGAGGAUGCAUUCAACCGGAAUUUACUGGGUUCAUUCCUCCUGGCAAAUGUGCUAACGGGUGUGGUUAACUUGUUUUUCGAGACUUUGUUUGCGUCAGCACUCACAUCCCUAGCCAUCUUAUUGCUUUAUGCCUAUGUGUUGUCUGUGAUCACCGGGACUCUAGAAUUUUACGGCAUUAGGCUAAAGUUUUGGUAGGGAAUAUUACUUUAAUCCUCUCUAUUUGUACGUUAUGCCGGUGACUAUAUACCAUGUUAAUCUCAACCUUCGUGCACUUGGCACCAUUGCAUUGGGAAAGUUCCACUGUUAGUAACUUUGGUCUGUAUAUCAAUUAUUAAUCUAAUAUGUCUAGUGUGAGGAACUUAACUAA
Messenger RNA from Eucalyptus grandis, 1680 nucleotides. RefSeq lists its product as uncharacterized. Gene Ontology annotation, molecular function: glucosaminyl-phosphatidylinositol O-acyltransferase activity. The transcript has 16 exons. The record is from RefSeq and is a predicted model, not a curated record. Lineage: Eukaryota; Viridiplantae; Streptophyta; Magnoliopsida; Myrtales; Myrtaceae. Gene Ontology annotation, biological process: GPI anchor biosynthetic process; protein localization to plasma membrane. The coding region runs from base 6 to 1508 and encodes 500 amino acids. Gene Ontology annotation, cellular component: endoplasmic reticulum; membrane.